UAGGAUCAUCUCAGAGGUUGCCUUCCCAUGGUUAUCCAUUAGAACAUCCAUACAACAAAGAUGGUUAUCGUUAUGUAUUGGCAGAGACUGAUCCACAUGCUCCAAGUGCUGCAUUUGAUUUAGAUCACUGGGCUGGAAAACCCAUUCCUGCACAUUUAUACAGAGCAUCAUUAUCAUCUGAGGUUUUGUUAGCUUUACAUGAUAGAGCCCCGCAACUGAAGAUAUCUGAAGAUCGCUUAGCUGUGACUGGUGACAAAGGUUAUUCUAUGGUCCGAGCAACACACGGUGUGUCAAGGAAUUCGUGGUAUUGGGAAGCUACAAUAGAAGAUUUACCGCCCGAAUCUGCCACUCGCAUAGGUUGGGCUCAGAGUUUAGGUAAUUUACAAGCACCUCUUGGUUAUGAUAAAUUUAGCUAUUCAUGGCGGAGUAAAAAAGGCACAUUAUUCCAUCAAAGUAGAGGAAAACAUUACAGUGAUGGCUACUCACAAGGAGAUACGCUGGGAUUUUAUAUAUCUUUACCUGAAGUAUGUGAACCAGAAAAA
Messenger RNA from Saccoglossus kowalevskii, 542 nucleotides. RefSeq names its product set1/Ash2 histone methyltransferase complex subunit ASH2-like. NCBI's taxonomy places the organism in Eukaryota, Metazoa, Hemichordata, Enteropneusta, Harrimaniidae. Gene Ontology annotation, molecular function: transcription cis-regulatory region binding; protein binding. The record is from RefSeq and is a predicted model, not a curated record. Gene Ontology annotation, cellular component: Set1C/COMPASS complex.